AUGACGAACACUGGCGGCAGCGGCAAUAAGGUUGUCUCCGAAAACCCUCAAUCACCUACUCCCGUCCCUCCUCCUACUUCCCAAAGUCCCGCUACUCCUAUUAGCGGGACUCAAGUGAACCCCACCGCUGGCACUGGGAUUACCACCAUACCCGGUGCUAGUGCUGGUGGCAAUAGCUCUAGCGCUAGCGCGGGCAUUCCCACCGGACCCGAUGCCAGUUCUGGUGGAAACAGCGCUAACGCUGGCAUUUCCACCAGACCUGGUGCCAGUGCUGGUGGAAGCGGCGCUAGCGUUGCAGUCAGUGUUGCUGUUGCUUCUCCGAGGAAGAGAGGAAGCACGUUGGUUGAGGGUGAAGGAUCGUCGAGAGGAGGGAUGGGUGCGGCAAACCAAACCCGUAGUGUGAGGCCGAAUGUGCCUCUAGUGAUUGCACCCCCACCUGCUGCACCGGCGUUUCCUCCUCCUCCUCCUCAGCCCGAGAACACAUGCGUGGUGUGUCACAAAGACUUUCAUUCGAUUAAAGCUUUGUUCGGACACAUGAAUUCGCAUCCUAAUCGUGGGUGGAAAGGUGCGUAUCCUCCUCCUACUUUUGAUAGGGAGGAGUUUGCUGAUCUGCAGGCGCAAAUGCAACAACAAGAAGAACAAGAAGAAGACGAAGUUGCAGGAAAUGCUGGCGACCCCGUGGUGGAAGAAGUACGUCCCGAAAGGCGCGAGGUAGUCCCUGAUCUUAAUGUGGCUGAACCCGCGGUAGGGGAAGAAGGAUAUCGUUUGCCCGAUUUGAAUUUGCCACCACCAGCAGAGGAAUAA
This is a messenger RNA of Nicotiana attenuata, 804 nucleotides long. Its product is annotated as protein VASP homolog. The record is from RefSeq and is a predicted model, not a curated record. Lineage: Eukaryota; Viridiplantae; Streptophyta; Magnoliopsida; Solanales; Solanaceae. Bases 1 to 804 code for a protein of 267 amino acids. The transcript has a single exon.